Molecule: messenger RNA, 2754 nt
Organism: Lotus japonicus
Lineage: Eukaryota; Viridiplantae; Streptophyta; Magnoliopsida; Fabales; Fabaceae
Product: probable receptor-like protein kinase At5g18500
Exons: 8
Coding region: 594-2093 (499 amino acids)
Biological process (GO): protein phosphorylation
Molecular function (GO): ATP binding; protein kinase activity
Source: RefSeq, a predicted model, not a curated record
AAUCAAAACCAAUAAAGAAAAUGGAGGUGAAGGCACGCAGAGAAAUAUGAUAAACAACAACUAGAGAGAGACCAAAAAGGAAGGUGUGGGGGAGUCAAGAAUUUUGAAGAAACAGCAAAGAAACCUUCCAUUUCUGAUGCUUUGUUUUUACUACUAUUAACCAUUUUUCCAAGGCAAUGCUGCUGAGUCCAUGUCACUUCCUUCUCCCAUUGUCACCUACCACUGAAUGAUAAUUCCUUCAUGCCUUCUUAUUAACCCCACCACCAACACCAUUUCCCUCUUCUUUCAUUCAUGUGCCUCUUGCUUUCUCCAUUUCCCUCCAAUAGUGUCGGUUCCUUAACGUGACAGCCUCCAAUGAUGCUGGUUUGAAAAGUUUCUUUUUUGAAGUUGGAAACAGAUACCCUUUGGCUUAUUUCAGAAUACCCAGAAGCCAAAAUCAUAUUUUGAUGAUGGGGAUGUGCCAAUGUGUUCACAUCUAAGAGGGUUCAAGGUGCAUAAGAGAUCUGGUAUUCAAGUUUAUUCAGGGUUUGAUAAAGAGAAAUCUGUGAAGGGUUUAUUUUGUGGAACUGGAAAGAUAAAUUGGCUGCAGCAAGAUGGCUUCUGAUCUGAGUUCGGGGUUGUCGAAGAAAACUGUUCUCGGGUUGAAAGCAUGGGAGUUAAUGGGGUUAAUAGUUGGGUUGUUCAUUAUAAUCAUUCUCAUGGUUCUAUCAAUAUGUCUUUCUUCAAGAAAGAAAUCCAGAAGAGUCAAUGGCAUGCUUCCCCUGAGACAUAUGUUAUCGGUUUCAGAUGAGAUCAAAGAGAUUAGGGUUGAUCAAGCUUCAGCAAAUAACCAUCCCCAGAACGGCGCUUUUGCGAGCCUGUAUGACAAGUAUAGUGACAGGGAUUCUGAAAAGGUUUUGAUCAAUGGAGAAAAUAACAGUCAAUCAGGCUCAUUCAUUCAUGUUGAGAAAGAUGCUAAUGGCUCUCAGUCAAGCGAUGAGAGCGGCGCUAAGUCGGUUUCUGUCUACAAUUCUUCUUCCCAUCCUAUAAGUGCACCAUCCCCUUUGUCUGGUCUUCCUGAAUUCUCUCAACUUGGCUGGGGGCACUGGUUUACAUUGAGGGACCUAGAAAAUGCAACAAACAAGUUUUCGAAAGACAAUAUUAUUGGUGAAGGUGGAUACGGAGUCGUUUAUCAAGGCAAGCUAGUCAAUGGGAGUCCUGUCGCUGUUAAGAAGCUACUCAAUAAUCUAGGACAAGCUGAAAAGGAAUUUAGGGUGGAAGUUGAGGCUAUUGGUCAUGUGCGGCACAAGAACUUGGUUAGACUUUUGGGCUAUUGCAUUGAAGGCACUCAUAGGUUGUUGAUUUAUGAGUAUGUUAACAAUGGCAAUUUAGAGCAAUGGCUUCAUGGAGCCAUGCGGCAGUAUGGUUAUCUUACAUGGGAAGCUCGGAUCAAAGUUCUUCUUGGAACGGCCAAAGCGCUGGCUUACUUGCACGAGGCAAUUGAACCAAAAGUCGUCCAUCGAGAUAUUAAGUCAAGCAAUAUUCUAAUUGAUGAUGACUUCAAUGCAAAAAUAUCCGACUUUGGGCUGGCUAAGUUAAUCGGUGCUGGAAAAAGUCAUAUUACAACUCGAGUAAUGGGUACUUUUGGAUAUGUGGCUCCAGAAUAUGCAAACUCUGGCAUACUAAACGAGAAGAGUGAUGUUUAUAGCUUUGGGGUGUUGCUUCUUGAAGCAAUUACUGGAAGAGACCCGGUGGACUAUAGCCGACCUGCAACUGAGGUAAAUUUGGUUGAUUGGCUCAAGAUGAUGGUGGGGGGAAGGCGUUCAGAAGAGGUUGUGGAUCCUAACAUUGAAACCAGACCUUCAACAAGUGCCCUAAAACGGGUCCUGUUGACUGCUUUGAGGUGUGUCGACCCAGAUGGUGAAAAAAGACCAAAGAUGAGUCAAGUUGUCCGCAUGCUCGAAUCAGAAGAAUAUCCAAUACCUCGAGAGGAUCGAAGACGCAGAAGGAGUCAAGCAGGAAAUAUAGUGGAUGGCCAAAAGGAGACUUCUGAUACAGAGAAGAGUGAUAAUCCAGAUUCGAAGUCCACUGGCCAAAGGAACCAUAGGAAUUAGAGCCAUGGAUGUCAAAGCCUACAAGUACCUAUUCCAGGAUAAGGUACAUUGGUGAAUGGGCAAUUUUUGCAUUCUUUUGAGCCUAUACGAGUUCUGAUAAAACUUCCACAUUUGACAUCAAAGACAUGGAGCAGAAUCAAGUUACUUCGGAGUGGUUUAUAUACUUAUUUGCUGUUAUUAGCCUAGAUGUAGUGUGUGUUUGGAUUAGCGUUAGCAGAAUUGGAUCUGGCCAGAAUUGAAUCUGGAAGAAUUGGAUCUGGUAAACGUGAGUUUGAGUGACGUGAUUUAUGUUUGGAUACAUUUAUCAGGAAUUGGAUCUGAUAGACUUGAAUUGGAUCUGUAAAAGGGUGAGGGGACAAUUGGAUCAGCAUUGAUGCUGAAGCAACAAAUUGUUGUGUUAGGAUGGUGGAUCAGCAUUUAGCAUCCAAACAUCAAUGGAGAUGGGAAAAUCACGUUUGAGGUCUUUAAACGUGGAUCAGGCCUGAUCCAACGUGCAUCCAAACACACCCGUAGAUGUUAGGAUGUAGAAUAUUGGGCUUGAAUAUGGGGCUAAACAGAUCCCAUAAAACUACUGUGUACAGAUUUCAUUGAUAUUCAUACAUUUUCUUUGUUUCUUGACAUAUUAUUAUGAUCAUGAGAUAAGUGGUUUUUCUUUGUGUGA